Molecule: messenger RNA, 1752 nt
Organism: Acaulospora colombiana
Lineage: Eukaryota; Fungi; Glomeromycota; Glomeromycetes; Diversisporales; Acaulosporaceae
Source: the annotation of a GenBank genome assembly
AUGGAAGUCUUGAAGAGUAAUUUCCACGAACUUUUUCCAAUCAUAAAGGAAGCUAUCAAUGGAGCCGAUCUAAUAGCUCUGGAUACUGAAUUGACUGGGCUGAGCGAGCAAAUUGAAAGAAUCAAGAGUUUUGACGAUCCACAGUCGAGAUACACGAAAAUCCAUCAAGACAACCCACCAGAUGAUGACACCAAAACGUUUGUUGAGGAAACGUUGAAGACCAUCGAAAUAUGGCUCGACAACUCUGAUAAACAAUUGAUAGUGGAGACACCAACUCUUAAACAGAAACGAUUGAUCUUUCAAGAAUUCAGAGCAAGGUACAAAAAGAUUUUGUCGGCCGAGAGUAGACCAAAGAGUAUCUUGUUCGAAAAGCUUACGGAUGCACAAAAAGACAAAAAAUCUAAAGAGGAGGCGGCUGAAGCAUUGGCGGCCAGCAUAAACUUCAGAACCAUAAUUGAGCUGUUGGUAGAAUCCGAUAAGCCACUGGUGGGUCAUAAUUGUUUCCUGGAUAUGUGUCAACUUGUUCAACAAUUCUGGACAGAACUACCGGAAAAAUUGAAAGAAUGGAAAAAAUUGAAUAGCGUCCAGGAUAUUUUACAGGUCGUUCAAACCGAACCUUUUGAAAAGUUUGCACCGAAAAUUGAAAUGGAUCAAAAAUUCACGCGGUACACUCUCAACGACGAUUCUCUGAAUCAUGAAGCAGGUUACGACGCGUACAUCACCGGAUAUAACUUUAUUAGAUUGGCAUCGUACAUGUUUUACGAAAAAGAGGAAAAGGUCGGGUUCUAUGACGAAUUACUCCGAGAAAAUAUCAAUGAGACCUUAGUACCAGAUGAAUUUGUAUACUCAACUUCUCCGGACGAAGAAAAUGCAGACUUUUUGGAAGAUAUAUUCACAUCCGAGAAGCUGACACGUUUCUAUAACAAAUUGCACCUUCUAAGAUCAGAUUUUAAAUUCAUAUGUCUGGAUGGUGAGGAUGGAUAUCCGCCCACCAAGCCAAACGGGUUCUUACUUUCCAAUAUUCCCACAUCAUGUAAUCACGUAACUUUAUAUGCCCUGUUUGGGGUUUUCGGAAGUAUCUUCUUCCAGUGGAUUGAUGAUACACAUUGUUGGUUAAUAGUUAAAGAUGAUAAAAAAGUGAGUAAGGUUCCAAAAGGUGUCCUUGGGCGAACCAAGUUGUUCUCACUGUUCUUGGAAGGAGGUAAAAAUUAUGAUCUGGCGCUGGAAAAAGGAAUCACAAAGGAGAUGGGCGAGAUUUGCAUUCAAUCAUGGAGUGAUUGGGUCAAAUCAUUAUUGUAUGCCGAUUCAGAGGAUGAGAAGGAGGAGGGGGAGAAAAGAAAUAGCGGUACUGCAUCAAUGGACGAUGUAAGAGUGGAAAAUGGAUUUGAUAACAAUCAGGUUGAGAUACAAUUUGAAAUUAAAGAUACGCCUCCUGCACCUCAUGAUGAAUCGUCAUGGGGGCGCCCGCGAGAAGACAAGUGGGCGGAUGGAGAUGGUAAUAACGGAUGGUUGAAGAAAGAGGUGAGCGCAUGUACUCUAGAAAAAGACGACACUUGGGCGAACAAUGCAGAUGGCUUGGACUGUGAUGACAUUAAAGAUGCGAAAAAUGUGAAAAAUGAUUGGGGCACGUCUUCGCCGGAGACGUUAAAUAUAAGCAUUAAACGUGCGCUGUCGAAUCCUCAACCCCCGGUGGAAGAGGAGGAAAGCGAUACCGAAAUGAACGGGGCCUUCAAGAAGACCAGAAUUGGAUAA